AUGAGUGACAUUCAAUCGGGUUUCAAACAAGUUUUAGAUAACUUAAAUGGAUGCUCGUGGAUUGAAUACGAUAUCCCAAGUCCAGAAAGGCCUUUUGGUUUGCAUUUGUGGCCGAUUUUCAGCAAGGCCUUCGAGUAUGUCAAGGGUUAUCCAGCUGAUGAAUUCGAAUUCGUUCACAACAAGACAUUUAUGGCCAAUGGUUAUUAUGCCAUUGCUGCGAUAAUCGUUUAUUAUAUCGUUAUUUUCGGUGGUCAAGCAUUGCUACGUAAGGCCAAUGCUGCCCCAUUGAAGUUGAACUUUUUGUUCCAAUUGCAUAACUUGGUAUUGACCAGCGUUUCAUUGAUAUUAUUGUUGUUAAUGGUAGAACAAAUCUUCCCAAUGAUCUGGAAUCAUGGUCUUUUCUGGUCCAUUUGUUCCAAGGAAGCUUUUGCUCCAAAAUUGGUGACUUUGUACUACUUGAACUACUUGACCAAAUACUUGGAAUUGUUGGAUACCGUAUUUUUGAUCUUGAAAAGAAAGAAGUUAUUAUUCUUGCACACUUAUCAUCAUGGUGCUACUGCUCUGUUGUGUUACUCUCAAUUGCAAGGUAAAACUUCCAUUGAAUGGGUCGUUAUUGCAUUGAACUUAGGUGUGCAUGUCGUCAUGUACUGGUACUACUUCUUAAGUGCCAGAGGUAUUAGAGUCUGGUGGAAAGAAUGGGUCACCAGAUUCCAAAUCAUUCAAUUCUUGAUUGAUCUUGUGUUCGUCUACUUCGCUACAUACACUUUCUAUGCCAACAAGUACUUCGACGACAUUCUACCAAAUAAGGGUACGUGUUAUGGUACUGAAUCUGCCGCUGCCUACGGUUACUUGAUCUUGACCUCUUACUUGGUCCUGUUCAUUUCUUUCUACAUUCAAUCUUACAGAAAGGGUGCUUCUAAGAAGGGAGAAACUGAAAAUAAAAACGCAGCUGCCGCUAUUCAAGAAUCUGCUACCACCACCGGUAAGUCUAAGACUAGCGGUAAGACUAAGGCUUCAAAGAGAGUUUAA
Kluyveromyces lactis is the source of this 1029-nucleotide messenger RNA. RefSeq names its product fatty acid elongase ELO3 (gene ELO3). The coding region runs from base 1 to 1029 and encodes 342 amino acids. Lineage: Eukaryota; Fungi; Ascomycota; Saccharomycetes; Saccharomycetales; Saccharomycetaceae. The record is from RefSeq and is a predicted model, not a curated record. Gene Ontology annotation, cellular component: endoplasmic reticulum membrane. The transcript has a single exon. Gene Ontology annotation, biological process: fatty acid elongation, polyunsaturated fatty acid; very long-chain fatty acid biosynthetic process; fatty acid elongation, monounsaturated fatty acid. Gene Ontology annotation, molecular function: fatty acid elongase activity.